Molecule: messenger RNA, 2304 nt
Organism: Cuculus canorus (common cuckoo)
Lineage: Eukaryota; Metazoa; Chordata; Aves; Cuculiformes; Cuculidae
Product: protein regulator of cytokinesis 1-like
Exons: 14
Coding region: 117-1643 (508 amino acids)
Biological process (GO): microtubule cytoskeleton organization; mitotic spindle midzone assembly
Cellular component (GO): spindle; mitotic spindle midzone; cytoplasm
Molecular function (GO): microtubule binding
Source: RefSeq, a predicted model, not a curated record
UGGCCCGCGCGGCGGUUGAGGCGGGGCCAGCGGUGAGGCGGCCGCAGUCGGCGGACAGUCGGCGUCGGCGGUGGGCGGUUUGGAUCGCAGCGGCGAGCGCGGAGUGUGGCGGAGCCAUGCGGAGGAGCGACGUGGUGGCGGCUGAGGCCGUGUCAGUCCUGAACGGAGCCAUGGCGGCUCUGCGGGACAUCUGGGAGGAGAUCGGCAUCCCCGAGGAGAUGCGCUUGGAGCGUAUGGAGACUGUCAAGGGGCACAUCAAGGAAAUGUUGGACUUGAUGGUUGCAGAGGAGGAGAGUCUGAAGCAGCGUCUCUUGAAGAACAUUGCCCUGUUUCAGAAGGAGAUUGAUAGACUCUGCAUGGAGCUCCAGUUGGACCCCUUUGAGGGAGAGAAGGAAAAUACCAUUCUGCAGAUGGAUAAGAAUUUGCGCAACCGUAUGGACGUGUUGCUGCAGCAGAAAGCAGAGAGGAUGCGCGAGCUGAAAACGCUGCUAGAACAAGAUCAAGACUUGUGCGACCUCCUCUGCACAACCCCAUUCUGCAUUGAUGGCAAUGCCGUGCCCAGCCUGGACGACCUGGAUCGUUACAGGCAGCACUUGGCCUUCCUGAACGCUGAGAAGGAGCAAAGGCAAGAAGAGUUUGUCAGCAGUAAGCGGCAAAUCAUCCUCCUCAUGGAGGAGCUGGACCACACUCCAGACACCAGCUUUGAACAGGAGGUGGUGUGUGAAGACGAGGAAGCGUUCUGCUUGUCCAGGGACAAUAUUACUGCCCUCCAGGAUCUCCUGAAGCAGCUGGAAGCCCAGAGAUCGCAGAAUGAAGCUGUGUGCGAAGAGCUGCGCUCCAGGAUCAUUGCACUUUGGGACAGGCUGCAAGUUCCUGUGGAGGAGAGGGAGGCUUCAGCAGUGCACAUGGCUGGGUGCGGAGCCAAAACCAGGAAAGCUCUGCAGUUGGAAGUGGAGAGUCUGGAGGAGCUGAAGCUGCAGAACAUGAAAGCCAUGAUUCAGGCAAUCCGGGCAGAGAUGGCUGCGUACUGGGACAAAUGCUUCUACAGUCAGGAGCAGAGAGAAGGCUUCGCCCCCUAUAACGAUGAGAACUACACAGAGGCCCUGCUCGAGCUCCAUGAAGCUGAGGUGGGGAAGAUGAAGACCUACUACGAAACACACAAAGAUCUGUUUGAGGCCGUCCAGAAAUGGGAGGAGAACUGGAAGAUGUUCCUGGAGCUGGAGAGGAAAGCAACCGACCCCAGUCGCUUCACCAACCGUGGGGGGAAGCUGCUGAAAGAAGAGAAGCAGCGAGCAAAGCUGCAGAAGGUGCUUUCCAAGCUGCAGGCGGAGCUGGAAAGCCGGGUCCAGGCCUGGGAGCAGGAGCACGAGGGCAUGUUUCUGGUGAAGGGGCAGCAGGUGAUGGCAUAUGUGUCGGAGCAGUGGCAGCUGUACCACCUGGAGAAAGAGAAGGAGAAGCAGGAGCGGCAACUGAAGAAAAGGCGCCAGAUAGAGGCAGAGAUGUUGUAUGGAAGCACCCCGCGCACACCUAUCAAACGGCGGAUGCUCGGCACCACCACUCCUGGCAAAGCGAGGAAGCUCAAUGGCUCUUCCAUCGCCGGUGCCACUCCCAACAGCACCGUUGGUUCUGGUUUGGGGAAAUAAUCUACCACUCAGCGGUGACUCGCUUGCCACCUUCUGCAGUGAAGAAUCAGAACCGGGCCUCACAUCCUGGAGGGCUCCUGAAGCUUGAAGCUCCUCUGGCACCUCAGAGCGACAGGCAGUGAAGGAGCGGUUUGGGGCAGCGGUGCGGAACGUGGUGGCGGAGGUGACUGAGGACAAGGCGCUGCCGCGGGCUGAGCGCAAGCGGCUCCAGGUGGAGCAGGCGCCGGGCUGCAGCCCCCAGGCCAAGCUGGUGAAGCUGGCAGACGUGCUGGACAACCUGCGGGAUCUGAACCGCUGCACCCCGCAAGGUACAGCCCGCACCAGGGCCAGGGCUCCUGAAGCUUGAAACUGAAACUUGCCACCUUGUCUGUUUCUGGCUUGAUGAGGCGAUGUCACCUGCAGCAGAGCAGUCUUGCCCAGACCAGGCAGCUGCUUGCCACAGCCCACGAUCCUUGUUUUCCAGCCACUACCAUCCACUGCUCCAAAGAUGGAAGGUACUGAGGAGACUGGGAGCCUGCAACGGAGGCAGUUCACGCAGGCAGAGCCCGUCAGCGUGGGAAUAGAGGAGGUUUUCAACAUCCUGCCUCUGCAUGGUGUACUGCUGCCGGGUGAGAGCCAGCGGGUCAUGUUCACUUUCUUUGGCCACGCAAACAUCGUCGCC